This is a messenger RNA of Nicotiana tabacum (common tobacco), 468 nucleotides long. The record is from RefSeq and is a predicted model, not a curated record. NCBI's taxonomy places the organism in Eukaryota, Viridiplantae, Streptophyta, Magnoliopsida, Solanales, Solanaceae.
AUGAUCGGGAAACUCCGUGAGGAGGUCGAUGUGAUAAAGGCGGAGUCCUUGAAAUGGAAAGGAAAUAUGGACAGCUUUGCUGCAGAGAAAGAGGCUGCCCGAGCCCAAUUAUCAUCGGCCAAAAGUCGACUUCAAAGUCUGAAGGAAAAAAGCUUGGUUCAAGUAAGGAAAACAGAGGAGCUCGAGGCUCGGUUGGCUUCUAAACUUGCCAAGGCUAAAAAGACAAAGGACGAUGCAGACGCAUUUGUGGCUGUUUAUCGGGCCGAUGCUGAAGUCGCUCAAUCACAUGCGAGAGAGAUACAUGCUCGAGGCUUCUAUCUUACUGAAGAGAUAACAACGGCAAGAAAGCUUGAAGCCGAUGAUGGGGCCUUGGCCUCCGAUGAUGAUGAUGAUGAUGACGAUGACGAUGACGGGAGCAAGAGCGGGUCUAAGAGUGGGGAUGAGCCCGAUGAAGAAAAGACUGCUCCU